AUGUCGUCCGAGCUUCAAGCCGCUCUCGAGGUCGCCGUUGCGAGCUUCGUCGCUCGCAACCCCAAGUCCAAGGCUCUCCAUGAGGAGGCCGUCAAGACGUUCCCCGGCGGCAACACGCGAACCGUGCUUCACACCAGCCCCUUUCCCCUCUGCAUGAAGUCUGGCAAGGACUUCCAGGUCGUCUCCGAAGACGGCGACACAUACACGGACUUGACGGCCGAGUUCACGGCGGGCCUGUACGGGCACUCCCACCCGGUCAUCCUCGCGGCGCUGGAUCACGUCGUCCGCGACGUCGGCCUCAGCGUCGGCGCGACGACGGCGCAGGAGCAGCUCUUCGCGCGCGCCCUGUGCGACCGCUUCGGCCUCGAGCGCGUCCGCCUGGCCAACUCGGGCACCGAGGCCAACCUGCACGCUCUCGCCGCCGCCAAGCUCUUCACCAAGAAGAGCAAGGUGGUGGCGUUUGGCGGCGGCUACCACGGCGCCGUGCUCGGCUUCAAGGACGGCAAGGUCGCGCCCAACAACGUCGACAAGGCCGACUGGAUCGUCGCCAAGUACAACGACGUCGAGGGUGCGGUCGAGGCCGUCAAGAGUGAGGGUGUCGCCGCGGUCAUCCUGGAGCCCAUGCAGGGAUCCGGCGGCUGCAUCUACGGCACGGCCGAGUUUCUCACUGCCGCCGGCGUCGUCUUCAUCGUCGACGAGGUCAUGACCUCGCGCAUCUCCGGCGGCGGCCUGGCCGCCGUGCACGGCCUCAAACCCGACAUGAAGACCUUUGGCAAGUGGCUCGGCGGCGGCGUCGCCUUCGGUGCCUUUGGCGGCCGCGAGGACAUCAUGGCCGUCUACGACCCGCGCGUCGCGGGCUCCGCCGCCCACUCCGGCACCUUCAACAACAACACCCUCGUCACCCACUGCGGCCACGCCGGCCUCACCCAGGUGUACACGCCCGCGGUUGCCGAUGCCUUCACCAGGACGGGCGACGACCUGCUCGCCCGCCUCAACCAAGUCAGCGAGGGCACCAAGCUCUGCUUCACCGGCACCGGCACCGUCGCGACGAGUCACUUCGUCGCCCACGGACCCCGCGACAUCGCCGACGCGCUGGACGUGACGGAGAUUGGCGAGCUGAAGGACCUCUUUUGGUUUUAUCUGCUGGAGAACGGGUUCUGGGUCACGCGCCGUGGCUUCUACGCUCUGGUUCUCGGGACGCCUCAAUCGGAGCUUGAUCGGCUCGUUGCUGUCGUCAAGGACUUCCUGACCAAGUAUGCAGCCUUGGUCAAGGUGGAAGCGGCAUAG
Molecule: messenger RNA, 1287 nt
Organism: Cordyceps fumosorosea ARSEF 2679
Lineage: Eukaryota; Fungi; Ascomycota; Sordariomycetes; Hypocreales; Cordycipitaceae
Product: Aminotransferase class-III
Exons: 3
Coding region: 1-1287 (428 amino acids)
Molecular function (GO): transaminase activity; pyridoxal phosphate binding
Source: RefSeq, a predicted model, not a curated record